AUGUUUCUCUUCAACUAUCUCGCUGCCACCUUGGUGGCAUUCGUCGCUAUUCAUGUCUCCGGAUCGAUGGCGAUGAGCCAGCCUGAAGUCGACAAUACCGUCGCUACCGUCACGGCAAGCCAGGCCGCUCCCACUUUCGAUCUCGUCGUCAUGUUCAAGCAGGACUCUGCAGUUGGCGAGUUCGGAGCACUCAAUGCUCUUUUCGGACUCCCAAUCACCAUCACUUCGACCAGCAACAUUCCUGUGCCAACUAAGCCACCCGCCUCUCAGGACUCGAACUAUCAGGAUCCUCGCAACGUCCCUAGCCCUCCGCGGCGACACCACAAUCCGUUCACCGAACAGUUAGGCAACGGACAGCCGGCUAUGAUGGAAGACAUGAUCGCCCAGUACAACCGACAGAAUCCUGCUAACCAGAUCCCCCCGUACGUGUUUUGUACGUCUCUGCAUGGCCGACCUCGCGUGUACACACGCCGUGAGAUCUGGCUGGCUAUUCAAGCUGGAGUUCACGAUAUGGGCUUCGAUGUGCGAACUGAUGACCGAUCACUUGGUGCGUCUUGGCCGCGCCGCUUGGGUUUCCAAAGACCUAUCAACUCCGGCGAUAUUGUCGGACGAAUGAUGGAGUACCCUCUUGGUGCUGAUGAGUAUGAGUUACCUUUGACCCAACCCGUCGACGAAGCCACGCUGAUGAUGGACCGCGUGACCUUCCUCUACGACGGCACCUACACAGGCGUAAUCCGAUACACCAACGCCACCCAAUGGCACAACUGCUACCCCCACGGCUGGCACACAUUCCAGCGCGGCCGAAACGCCACCCGAAGCCUCGUUCAGCGGGGCAUGGGCGCCGUCCGAGGCGCCUGGGAUCGCUGGCUCGGCUAUCAGCAUGGCGGUUACGAGCGCUUGGAUGACGAGCGGAACGAGCAGCAGCAGCAACAACGUGGACGGAAUGUACAGAACAGAGACCCCAAUUGUCCGCCUGGAUGGAUCUAG
Messenger RNA from Daldinia loculata, 987 nucleotides. RefSeq lists its product as uncharacterized. The coding region runs from base 1 to 987 and encodes 328 amino acids. The transcript has 3 exons. The record is from RefSeq and is a predicted model, not a curated record. Lineage: Eukaryota; Fungi; Ascomycota; Sordariomycetes; Xylariales; Hypoxylaceae.